This is a messenger RNA of Oncorhynchus gorbuscha (pink salmon), 754 nucleotides long. RefSeq names its product tetraspanin-18-like. The annotation marks the transcript as partial. Gene Ontology annotation, cellular component: membrane. NCBI's taxonomy places the organism in Eukaryota, Metazoa, Chordata, Actinopteri, Salmoniformes, Salmonidae. The transcript has 6 exons. The record is from RefSeq and is a predicted model, not a curated record.
UUAGGAGGCUCCUUCCUGCUUGGUGUUGGUGUGUGGGUACUGGUGGACCCUAUGGGCUUCAGGGAGAUCGUAGCAGCCAACCCUCUGCUCUUCACUGGGGUUUACAUCAUCCUGGCCAUGGGAGCAAUGCUCUUCCUCCUCGGCUUCCUGGGCUGCUGCGGAGCCAUCCGGGAGAACAAGUGUCUACUGCUCUUUUUCUUCCUGCUCAUCCUGGUCAUCUUCCUGGCAGAGUUAGCAGCAGCCAUCUUGGCCUUCGUAUUCCGGGAGCAUCUCACCAGAGAGAAGUUUACCAGAGAUCUGAGGAGACACUACCAGGGACACAACAACACGGACGUCUUCACCUCCACGUGGAACGCCCUCAUGACCACCUUUGACUGCUGUGGGGUGAACAGCCCGGAUGACUUUGAGGAGAGCCUGUUCAGGCUCCUCAGCCCAGACAAGAUGGUUCCUGGGGUGUGUUGCCAGGGCAACGGUCACCCUGGAGAUGCGGUGGAUGACCUCAGCAGGGACGAGUGUCUGAGGGGAAGCAUGGAGCUCCGCUACAAUAAGGGUUGUUACUCAGCAGUGGUGGAUUAUUUUGAGACUUAUAUCUACAUGGCAGGAGCUCUGGCCAUUGUUGUCCUGACGAUUGAACUGUUUGCCAUGGUGUUUGCCAUGUGUCUGUUCAGAGGAAUCGACCAGUAACCCCGACAACACACACAACCCCAGGAAGACACUCAACAGAGGGACACAGACUGACGAAGGAGAAGAGAGC